Messenger RNA from Castor canadensis (American beaver), 6035 nucleotides. RefSeq names its product collagen type IV alpha 2 chain (gene Col4a2). Gene Ontology annotation, biological process: collagen-activated tyrosine kinase receptor signaling pathway; extracellular matrix organization. Gene Ontology annotation, molecular function: extracellular matrix structural constituent conferring tensile strength. Gene Ontology annotation, cellular component: collagen type IV trimer. The record is from RefSeq and is a predicted model, not a curated record. Lineage: Eukaryota; Metazoa; Chordata; Mammalia; Rodentia; Castoridae.
GGUAGAUUCUUUCGUCCCAACUCAAUGUGAUCAUUUCAGUGAUGUCAGUUUAGCCAUUAUGGAGCAUGUUUUGUCACUUGCAAUAUUUUCUCCCCUUGAACUUCUAGGACUUCUUUCUUCAGCCAGAAGCUUCUCCAGCAGCCAUGGCAGAAGAUGGUGGCUUACAUAACCAUCUCUGAAGAUUAUAACUCUGGGAGAAUGGAAAGUGUAGUUAUUAAAAAUGACAGUGGCUGAAAGUGAGCAUUCAUUGUUUUUAAUUGUGAAAUUAAACACAUGUUGUUCCCACAGGGUCAACCAGGACCAGUGGGUCCCCAGGGGUACAAUGGGCCACCAGGGUUACAAGGGUUCCCGGGACUACAAGGCCGCAAAGGUGACAAGGGCGAACGGGGAGCUCCUGGGACUACAGGACCAAAAGGAGAUGUGGGAGCAAGAGGAGUUUCUGGAUUUCCUGGUGCUGAUGGAAUUCCUGGACACCCAGGGCAAGGCGGGCCCAGAGGAAGGCCUGGCUAUGACGGCUGCAACGGGACCAGGGGAGACGCAGGUCCCCAGGGGCCCUCCGGCUCUGGGGGCUUCCCCGGCUCUCCUGGGCCCCAAGGACCCAAAGGGCAGAAAGGUGAACCUUAUGCAUUGUCUGAAGAGGACCGUGACAAAUACAGGGGUGAAACUGGGGAACCUGGAUUGGUUGGUUUCCAGGGGCCUCCUGGCCGCCCUGGGCCUGUAGGACCGAUGGGUCCCGUUGGAGCCCCAGGAAGACCAGGACCACCCGGACCCCCUGGACCAAAAGGACAGCCGGGCAACCGAGGACUUGGUUUUUAUGGAGAAAAGGGUGAAAAGGGAGACGUAGGACUGCCGGGACCCAAUGGGAUUCCAUCAGACACCACUCUCAUCGGGCCCACCAUGACGACAUACCACCCUGAUCUGUACAAGGGUGAAAAGGGGAGCGAGGGAGAGCCGGGGACACAGGGCAUUUCCGUGAAGGGCGAGGAAGGAGUCAUGGGUUUUCCAGGAGCUCGGGGUCUUCCUGGCCUUGAUGGAGAAAAAGGAUCCCUAGGACAGAAGGGAAGCAGAGGCCUGGAUGGUUUCCAAGGCCCCGGGGGACCAAGAGGACCCAAGGGAGAACCAGGGGAGCGGGGACCUCCAGGACCACCUGCCUACUCGCCUCACCCCUCCCUGGCAAAAGGUGCCCGAGGUGACCCAGGAUUCCCAGGAGCUCAUGGGGAACCAGGAUUCCGGGGGGAGCCAGGAGACCCUGGCCCCAUAGGCCCCCCUGGCCUGUCCAUUGGAGAUGAAGAUGAUAGGAGAGGCCUGCCUGGUGAGAUGGGACCCAAAGGCUUCAUUGGAGACCCAGGCCUUCCUGCACUCUACCCUGGCCCACCUGGAGAGCACGGAAAGCCAGGGCUCCAGGGAGCCCCCGGGAUUGCCGGACCACCUGGACCAGAUGGUUUCCUGUUUGGCCUUAAAGGAGCAGAAGGAAGAGUGGGCUAUCCUGGGCCAUCUGGUUUCCCAGGGGCUCGAGGACAGAAAGGAUGGAAAGGUGACACUGGGGACUGUAAGUGCGCAGAAAGCGAUCAGUUCAUCGGGGGUCUCCCAGGACUGCCAGGACCCAAGGGCUUGCCAGGUUUCAAUGGAGAGCCAGGAAAGAAAGGGGAUCAAGGAGAACCUGGACAGCACGGUAUCCCUGGGUUUCCAGGGUUCAAGGGAGCGCCUGGCCUCAUUGGAGUUCCUGGACCCAAGGGAGUAAAAGGAGAUUCUAGAACAAUUACCACCAAAGGUGAGAGGGGACAGCCAGGUGUCCCAGGCGUGCACGGCAUGAAAGGCGACGAUGGUAUCCCAGGGCGUGAUGGGCUCGACGGAUUUCCUGGCCUUCCCGGUCCCCCGGGCGAUGGCAUCAAAGGCCCCCCAGGGGACGCAGGUUAUCCAGGUGUACCCGGAACUAAGGGCUUUCCAGGAGAAGUAGGCCCCCCAGGACUGGGCUUACCAGGCCCAAAAGGCGAGCGUGGUUUCCCAGGAGAUGCUGGAUUACCUGGUCCUCCAGGCUUUCCUGGUCCUCCAGGCCCUGCAGGGACCCCAGGUCAAAUAGAUUGUGACACAGGUGUGAAAAGGCCCAUUGGAGGUGACGGACAAGAGGCUUUCCAGCCAGAUUGCAUUGGAGGCCCCAAGGGCUCACCCGGCCUACCAGGCCCCCCAGGCACUGCAGGUAUCAAAGGCCUCAGAGGGAUACCAGGAUUCCCAGGAGCUGAUGGAGCGCCAGGGCUCAAGGGCUUCCCUGGAGAUCCAGGUCGUGAAGGCUUCCCCGGACCCCCAGGGUUCAUGGGACCCCGAGGAUCUAAAGGAGCUGUGGGCCUCCCUGGCCCCGAUGGACUUCCAGGCCCUGUCGGCCUACCAGGACCAGCUGGGCCACCUGGGGAUAGGGGGCUUCCAGGAGAAGUCCUGGGUGCUCAGCCUGGACCUCGGGGAGAUGCUGGACUGCCUGGACACCCUGGGCUGAAAGGCCUUCCAGGAGAGAGAGGACCCCCUGGAUUCAGAGGAACCCAAGGGAUGCCUGGAAUGCCAGGGCUCAAGGGCCAGUUGGGCUUCCCUGGACCUUCAGGCCAGCCAGGACUUCCCGGACUACCAGGACAGCAUGGAUUCCCAGGAGCUCCUGGCCAGGGGGGACCCUUGGGGCUGCCCGGUGCCCCAGGCCUUGGAGGUCUGCCUGGGGACAGGGGAGACCCCGGUGACACAGGUGCCCCUGGCCCUGUGGGCAUGAAAGGUCUCUCUGGGGACAGAGGAGAUGCUGGCAUGUCAGGCGAGCGAGGUCAUCCAGGAAACCCUGGAUAUAAAGGAAUGGCUGGGAUGCCUGGUUCCCCAGGGCAAAAAGGGGAGCGAGGUUCACCUGGAAUGCAUGGCUUUCAAGGCAUGACUGGACUCAAAGGAAGACCUGGGCUCCCAGGAACCAAAGGAGAGAUUGGAUUUUUUGGAAUUCCUGGCCUGAAGGGCCCGGCUGGCCAGCCAGGUGUUAAAGGUAACCGAGGGGAACCCGGUCCCCCAGGGCCACCUCCCGUCAUUCUGCCAGGGAUGAAGGACAUUAAAGGAGAGAAAGGCGAUGAAGGACCAAUGGGUCUAAAAGGAUACCUGGGCUUAAAAGGUAUCCAAGGAAUGCCAGGGAUCCCUGGGCUGGCAGGAAUCCCCGGGUCACCUGGGCGGCCCGGCCACGUCAAAGGAAUCAAAGGAGACAUUGGAUUCCCUGGCACCCCGGGUUUGCCAGGAUUCCCCGGAGUGUCUGGUGCCCCCGGAAUUAUAGGAUUCCCAGGGUUCACAGGAAGCCGGGGUGACAAGGGUGCUCCUGGGAGAGCAGGCCUGUAUGGUGAGACUGGCCCCACUGGAGAUUUUGGUGACACUGGCGACACUGUAGACUUACCAGGAACCCCAGGCCUGAAGGGAGAACAAGGCCUCACUGGAACUCCAGGUCUAAAGGGAUUCUUCGGGGAGAAAGGAGCGGAGGGAGAAGUUGGCUUCCCUGGGAUAACAGGCUUGACUGGCCCUCAGGGCCCUCCUGGACUAAAAGGACAGACAGGCUUCCCAGGUCUCACAGGGCUGCAGGGGCCACAGGGAGAUCCAGGGCGGAUCGGAGUGCCCGGUGCCAAAGGAGAUUACGGCCGGCCAGGGGACCGGGGCUUACCAGGUUUUCCGGGAAUCCGAGGGAUCAGUGGAUUACAUGGCCUGCCAGGCACCAAAGGCUUCCCAGGAUCCCCAGGUGCCGAUAUCUACGGAGAUCUAGGGUUCCCAGGUGCCACUGGAGACAGGGGUGACCCUGGAGAGGCCAACACCCUCCCAGGCCCUGUGGGAGCCCCAGGACAGAAAGGGGAGCAGGGAGCUCCAGGGGAACGAGGCCCAGCUGGGAGCCCAGGACUGCAGGGCUUCCCUGGCAUCACCCCUCCUUCCAACAUCUCUGGGUCACCUGGUGACGUAGGGGCACCAGGGAUAUUUGGCCCUGAAGGUUACCGGGGCCCACCAGGUCCACCUGGGCCUGCUGCUCUUCCUGGAAGCAAAGGAGAUGAGGGGAGACCGGGAGCUUCGGGAAUUCCCGGGAACAAAGGAUGGGUUGGGGACCCAGGACCCCAGGGUCGGCCUGGUGUAUUUGGUCUCCCAGGAGAAAAAGGACCCAGGGGUGAACCAGGAUUCAUGGGCAACACUGGACCUACCGGAGCUGUGGGUGACAGAGGUCCCAAGGGACCCAAAGGAGACCAGGGAUUCCCUGGUGCUCCUGGUCCCGUGGGAUCCCCUGGCAUUGUAGGAAUCCCCCCGAGGUUUGCUGUCCAGCCCGGAACACUGGGACCCCAGGGGAGAAGAGGUCCUCCAGGGGCCCAAGGGGAGAUGGGGCCUCAGGGGCCUCCUGGAGAACCAGGUUUUCGAGGAGCUCCAGGGAAGGCUGGACCCCAGGGAAGAGGUGGCGUGUCUGCUGUUCCAGGGUUCCGGGGAGACCAAGGGCCCAUGGGACACCAGGGCCCAGUUGGCCAAGAAGGGGAGCCAGGCCGUCCAGGGAGCCCAGGUCUUCCGGGCAUGCCAGGCCGCAGUGUGAGCAUCGGCUACCUCCUGGUGAAGCACAGCCAGACGGAGCAGGAGCCCAUGUGCCCCGUGGGCAUGAACAAGCUCUGGAGCGGAUACAGCCUGCUGUACUUCGAGGGCCAGGAGAAAGCACACAACCAGGACCUAGGGCUGGCGGGCUCCUGCCUGGCACGUUUCAGCACCAUGCCUUUCCUGUACUGCAACCCCGGUGACAUCUGCUACUACGCCAGCCGCAAUGACAAGUCCUACUGGCUCUCCACCACCGCCCCACUGCCCAUGAUGCCUGUGGCCGAGGACGACAUCAAACCCUACAUCAGCCGCUGCUCUGUGUGCGAGGCUCCGGCUGUCGCCAUUGCCGUCCACAGUCAAGACGUCUCCAUACCCCACUGCCCUGCUGGCUGGCGGAGUUUGUGGAUUGGCUAUUCCUUCCUCAUGCACACUGCGGCUGGGGACGAAGGCGGCGGCCAGUCACUGGUGUCACCGGGCAGCUGUCUGGAGGACUUCCGAGCCACUCCGUUCAUUGAGUGCAAUGGAGACCGUGGGACCUGCCACUACUUCGCCAACAAGUACAGCUUCUGGCUGACCACCAUCCCGGAGCAGAGCUUCCAGGGCUCGCCCUCAGCGGACACGCUCAAGGCCGGCCUCAUCCGCACGCACAUCAGCCGCUGCCAGGUGUGCAUGAAGAACCUGUGAGGCCUGCACAGCCUGAAGGCCACUUGGUGCUUAUCCUUAACUUAUUACCUCAGAUGCUGACCCCAAAGUUAUCUCAGUAUUUUCUUUAAAAAAACAAACCAAAGCUACCAAAGGAACUGAGCACCCGCACUGACAUCCAACAGCGCCGGUCACUGGGGACCCGCCACCCUCAGGCUGCAGCCCUGCUUAACACUCACGGCAGGGCAGACAUCUGGGUGCAGCCUGCACAAUCCCUCUUCACCCCCGCCCCACGCUAGGCCACCUUGCCACCAGUGUAGCCACCAAUAACUGUCCCCAUGUAACACUGCUUCCGCUCGCCGUGGACCUCUCUCAUUUCCUGGGGUGGUGCAGACUCUUAUGUGACAGCAAAUGAGAAUGUGUGGCCAGGGAUCCGAUGAGGCUGUGAGCUCCCUGCCACCGAUCCCUACCCCAGGGCCCCUGUGGUGGGCCUGGUGCUGUUUCCUAGGUGGAAGGGAUGUCCAGUUUUCUCCCAAACUCUCCAAGUCCCCACACAAAGGCCACCCAUGCUUUUUUUCUAAGUCCCUGACAGUCCCACCUGGUCAUUCUUCCACCACGUCCUCACAGACCAUGGGGUUUGGCCAAACUCACGUAGACGCAAGGCUGUUCUAGCCAUCACCAGCAUCUGUUGGAAGGAAAACUUGGCAGAGUGGCAGCGAUGUCCCCUGGCCUGCAUCUCCCUGGAUCCCUGGACACCUCACACCCCCAGCCCCAUUCUCUGCAGAGAGCUGUCCUCUUCUGCCUGUCCUGUGUAAUCACACAAAAUAAAAGUUAUU